This is a messenger RNA of Priapulus caudatus, 2616 nucleotides long. RefSeq names its product cyclin-D-binding Myb-like transcription factor 1. Gene Ontology annotation, molecular function: DNA-binding transcription factor activity, RNA polymerase II-specific; RNA polymerase II cis-regulatory region sequence-specific DNA binding. Gene Ontology annotation, biological process: regulation of transcription by RNA polymerase II. The record is from RefSeq and is a predicted model, not a curated record. NCBI's taxonomy places the organism in Eukaryota, Metazoa, Priapulida, Priapulimorpha, Priapulimorphida, Priapulidae. Gene Ontology annotation, cellular component: nucleus.
UUCAAUUUCAACGUUUCAUUUUUAUGCUUUUUAUUAACGAAUGAUUUAUUGUAUGUUCGUGGUACGGGCUCUGUGCCACGAUGUGCAGUAAUUGACAAAUGGCGGGAUGUGGUGUGUAUUAGUACGUGUGCAGCUAGGCUAUCGCGAUCACUUUCUUCUAACAUAUGGAGGAAACAGGGUCAGACAGUGGAUGGGAGCAAGUCUCCAAUACUGCAGGCCUCGUGUUGUCAGUGGAUGAGACACUAGUUCACUUUGGAGAUAACGAUGGCAUCGGCGAACCACAGACAAAGAGGGUAUGCCUUGCACAGGCUGUUGGCGACGGCAAAACCUACAUGAUAACGUUAUCCGACGACGGAACAGAUGCUACUAGUAGCCUGCUGGAACAGCUGCAGGACUCACCGCAGACUGCUGGUGUGUCGACGGAUGCGGCUGCUAAGGGGGCUGCUGGUGACAGCUCGACCAAAGAGGGGGAGAAGUUCAACCAGUCGUGGUUCACAACGAAGGAAGACAAGCACGCGUUGCAGAACAAUGGUGUGCAGUGGAAGCAAGGCCAGUGGGCGAAGGAAGAGAUCUCUAUUCUCCAGGAAAAUAUUGAGCAGUACUGCCAGAGUCUCGGCGUGUCCGACCCGGCAGAGAUCAUUUUCGACAUGAGUAAGGACGAGCGUAAGGACUUCUACCGCACCGUCGCAAAGGGCUUGCAGCGCCCCCUGUUCUCCGUGUACAGACGCGUGAUUCGCAUGUACGACAACAAGAACCACAUGGGAAAGUACAAGCCGGAGGAAGUGGAGAAGCUGCACCAGUUGCGAGCGAAGCAUGGCAACGACUGGGCAGCCGUCGGCGCUGAGCUGGGCCGCAGCGCGUCGUCCGUCAAGGACAGGUGUCGUCUGUUCAAGGACACGUGCAACUCAGGGAAGUGGCUGGCGGAGGAGGACGACCGACUCGCGGAGGCAGUCUACGAGCUGACGGGGCGGCGGCACGGCGAGAACGUCACGCAGAACAUCUCGUGGGCGGCGGUCGCGCAGCGCGUCGUCACGCGCACGGAGAAGCAGUGCCGCACCAAGUGGCUCAACCAGCUCAACUGGAAGCAGAAGGGCGGCGCUGAGUGGACGCGCAGCGAUGAUGCGACCCUCAUGAGCAAGAUGAAGGAGCUAGGUGCCAAGGAGGAGACAGACGUGGACUGGGUGCAGCUGUCAAAGGGCUGGAGCAGCGUGCGUUCGCCACAGUGGCUGCGCAGCAAGUGGUGGAACCUGAAGCGUCACAUGCCCGCUUACCAGCUCAUGCCGUUCCCAGAUAUCGUCGAGCACCUGUAUGCGGAGAAUGUGCUUGGCUGUCGGAUGACAGAGGCUGGCUCCUCGUCGUCGCGCACCAAGCCCAUGCCGCUCGUCAGGACUGUCUACACGCUCGGCUCCGACGCGGAGUUCACCUCGUCUGACAGCAAACCCGAUGGAAUCAUCGUGUCCGCGGUGUGCUCACUGAACGACGAUGAGCAGGCAGACUCGGGCACUGACGAAGCGUCGCGCAUGGCUGCCUACCACAUCCUACCAGAGACGGAAGGAGAUGACCAGCAGUACCUGAUAGCGCAGCCGUCGGGCGAUAGCAACUCCGCCGACACCAGGCAGAUCAUCAUCCAAGCACUGCCGAGCAAUGAGAAUGUGACAGUGGAGAGCACCAACCAGCUUCGUCACAUCAUGAUCGAUGCUGCUAGUGGUGUCGCACUCGGUCUCACGGGCGACGGAAUAUCUGACACCGACCUUCGCGCUCUGGGAAUCGCCACCGAGGGAAGCUCCGGCGCGCAGCUGGAAGCUGUGGCACACGAGGAGGAUGAGGAUGCUGCGCUGCAGACAAAGCAGGAUGAGGCCCUGACGGAUGCGGGAGGUGGCGGCGGCAGCGAGGCGCUCUCUGCGCACGGCGGAGAACAGCCGAGGAAGAGCGACGUAAACGCGGCGCACGAUGACGCGCAGACGAUGGCGGCGCAGCAAGCCGGUGAUGCCGAGAAGUUUCACUCGGGGGAGGACACUGCGGCGGGCGCGCUGGCGGUGAUGGUGACGGAUGCAGGGAACUUCAAGGAGGCGGUUGCCACAUCGCAGUCCAGUCCCAACUCUGACAUGCUCAGCUUACGUACAGAUCCGAUGGUAGCAGGAAGACAGAGUCCUAUCCUCGAUACAGCAGCAACCACCAUCAUAGACACGGACUAGUGCACCACACAACCUAACAGCAGCAACCACCAUCAUAGACACGGACUAGUGCACCACACAACCUACGCAAGCAAACAGUCCUGUCGUAUACACAGCCAUGACUGACCAGUGCACAUGAUACUCGUUGCAAAUUGCUUUACAGUGCUGCAGUAACUGUUUAGAAUUUUAAUAUGAAUUCAUGUUUAUUGCAAGAGAACAGUUUUAACAGUAUAGGUAUAGUAGUUAGGUACUCUCUGUGGUGGAGGUGAGCUCCUGAUCUCUCUGUUGUAAAAAUAACAUGCAUCACUCUGCAGUUGUGUACGUCACGCCCUCAGGAAUGGAUGUCGGCAUCAUAUUGUAGUGCAUUCUUGUAAACAAUAUGUAUCAGGUAAUCCUUAGAACAAGAACAGAGCUAUUAAACUAUAAUACCGAAUUAAAUAUA